AUGCAAGCAAGGCAAGGCGGCAAACCGCUGUCGAGGAAGCAGCCUGUAUCGCGCGAGUUAGUCCCUGCUGGUUAUCACAACCACAUGUUGUACCUUUCCAUGCUGGAAUAUAUGAACAAGUACGUCGUUUCAGACUUGGUUCUUUUUGACACGGGAGUCAACCCUCACAGAGUCGAGCUUCAGUACUGGUCGUACUUCCCGGACGUCAUGAUGAGCAUGAUCAUCUCGAGCUGCCUCACGCACCAGGUUAUACGGUGCCACGCAACCCAAGACAACUUCCCACUGACGUCGAGCAAUGCGCGCGGCCAGCUCGUGCACGGCGCAAAACAUGGAGUAUCGUCGUUUCAAAACCCAUCUGUUGGCGUCAUAUACAGGCAUCACCAGCGCACGCUGAGGCAGCUCGGCGAGGACCUGAACGAUGCAGAUCUCCGGUAUAGCGAUACCGUGCUCGUGGCCGUCAUUACAUUGAUGAGAGUAGAGAUUCAACAGUCAGCCUUUGGGGCAUGGCCGACCCAUCUCCACGCCGCGAGAGCCAUCAUCGCCCAGCGUGGUGGUUUCAAAUCAUUCCUGCCCGAAAACGGAACGUCCAUAUGCGAGGCUCUGACCACCUUCAUCUUCAUGGACGUCCUGGGCGCCAUAUUCACACCCGGCAACAUGCUCCGUGCCCGUGACGCACGGCAUCAGCUUGAAUACAUUCCCUUUCUUGGCGCAGUUUUCAGGAACGGCGCGAAUUCCGACUUUCCCUGCGCAGACCAACUACUUGAAUGCAUCAUCCGAAUCGACCAUGUACGGCUGCUUGGCCAGGGUGCCAUGGCAGACGCGCCCGACCUAGACACGGCGUGUUGGCAAAUAUUCUGCCGCAUCGCAUCGUUUGAUCCUGCAGCCUGGGCGCAAUACCAGCUGCUCGAACUCGCACCAUCUCCUUUCCCCGAGGGCCGGGACAAUGGAGCGGCCGGGCUCGACGCUCCCCACGCCACCAUUGCAAGCAUGACUGAGGAUCUGGCCAGGGCGUUUCAAUAUGCCGUUAUGCUGUACUGCAUGCGAACCCUCUACAUGGACCGCGGCAAGUCCAUCGCAGAUCUGCUCGCGUCUCCUCCCGCUGCCGCGCUUGCACUACGUGGCCAGUCUACGCGGCUUGAUCCGCUGCUUCUUUGCACAACCGAGGGUUAG
Messenger RNA from Metarhizium album ARSEF 1941, 1170 nucleotides. RefSeq lists its product as uncharacterized. The record is from RefSeq and is a predicted model, not a curated record. Bases 1 to 1170 code for a protein of 389 amino acids. NCBI's taxonomy places the organism in Eukaryota, Fungi, Ascomycota, Sordariomycetes, Hypocreales, Clavicipitaceae. The transcript has 5 exons.